CGGGAAAAAAGACGCCGGAUUUGGGUAAUGGAUGCAUCUCGGGGCCGUCUCUCAGCUCCUGUAGUGGAUGCAGAUUUUCUUAGAAAUUAGUUGUACGGGCAGCAGAAUUCUAUGCAUUUCUAUAAAGAAGUGAACAUCACUCAGUUCAAGUGGAUUUAUUUCAGGCUUUUCCUUAAUCCCUCUUUAUUAUCCAACAUUAUCCAACAUUUUCGCUUAUCCAGCGUUCUGCCGGCAACACUCUACUGUAUUAGACACUCUACUGUAUUAAAUUUUCUCUCAAAGCUGUAAGAAUAAGUUGAAGAAGACAUGGACAACCGACAUGACCCCAUGAAUAUCCCAACUUGCAAUGGGAUUUCAAGUGAGAAGAAAACCAGCUUCUUAGUAGACGAAGGCCAUGGCCAGCAAAUCUUAAGUGUGCUGCAGAGCUUCAGAGAGCAAAACAUCUUUUAUGACUUCAAAAUACUUGUGAAAGAUGAAGUGAUCCCAUGUCAUCGCUGUGUACUAGCAGCAUGCAGUGAUUUUUUCAGGGCAAUGUUUGAAGUCAACAUGAAAGAAAGAGAUGACGGAAGUGUUACUAUUAGUAAUUUAUCACCCAAGGCAGUAAAGGCUUUCCUAGAUUAUGCCUACACUGGAAGAACUGAGAUAACAAAUGAUAAUGUAGAAAUGUUCUUUCAGCUAUCAUCCUUUCUUCAAGUUUCACGCCUGUCAAAAGCUUGCAGUGACUUUCUAAUUAAGAACAUAGAUCUUGUAAAUUGUUUGCAAUUGCUGUCCAUUUCUGAAAGUUACGGAUCCACGCAGUUGUUCAACCGUACACUCGAAUACGCACGCCAGCAUUUUUCCUUGUUGCUCCAGUCAGCUGAUUUCUUGGAAAUGCAUUUUGAGAUAUUGCAGAAGUGCCUAGAAGCUGAUGAGCUGAAUGUCCCUGAUGAGGAGUCUGUGUUGAAGGCUGUCUUUUGGUGGACAAAGCAUAACUUGGAAACAAGACUGAAACGCCUUCCUCAGUUGAUGAAAAAAGUAAGGUUACACCAGUUAUCUGAGAAGACACUGCAAGAUGUCUUGCAGUCUGAAACACAGUUACUCAAAAGCACUGGCUGCUCAAUAUUAAUCAAGGAGGCUAUUAAAAAUGUGCAGGAUUUCAGUGGGCUGUUUGUAGAUGCUCGUCCUUCUACAACAGAGAAGUAUAUAUUGGUUCACAAAAAUGAAGAAAAUGGGGUACACAGGCAUACAUUCUGCUAUAAUAUUAAAACUGAUCAGUGGAAGGAACUGGCACACACAAACAUAACUGAUCUGCCAGGAUCCAGUUUAUGUAGCUAUGGUGAAAAAUUAAUUAUAACAGGUGGAUGUAAAGGAAACUGUUUUCGGACUAUUAGACUACAUAUUGGUGAGACAUUUCAUGAUGCUACCAACCAAACGUGGUGUUACUGCCCAGCAAAUGAUAGCUUGUCGUUAGUUUCACCCAUGAAGAAGCCAAGGACAAUGCAUACAUCUGUUGUGACUCUAAAUCAAUUGUUUGUGAUAGGAGGAAAGACAAGGGCAUCUCAGGAAAUCAAAAGUCUAUUGGAUGUUGAGGCAUAUAGCCCUCUCUCUAGAGAAUGGAAAUCUGUGAGUCCUUUACCAAGGGGAAUCUACUAUCCAGAAGCUAGUGCCUGUCAGGAUAUAAUUUAUGUGCUUGGUUCUGAAGUAGAAAUUACUGAUGCCUUUAAUCCAUCUCUUGAUUGUUUCUUUAAAUACAAUGCCGCAGCUGAUCAAUGGUCUGAGCUGGUAGCGGAAUUUGGACAGUUCUUUCAUGCGACAUUAAUCAAAGCUGUUCCAGUGAACUGCACAUUAUACAUAUGUGACCUUUCCACCUACAAGGUUUAUAGUUUCUGUCCAGUGACCUGUGUUUGGAAAGGGGAAGGUUCAUUUGAAUGUGCCGGUUUUAAUGCAGGAGCAGUUGGGAUAGAAGAUAAAAUUUAUAUCCUUGGUGGUGAUUAUGCUCCUGAUGAAAUCACUGACGAAGUACAAGUCUAUCAUAGCAGUAGAUCUGAAUGGGAAGAGGUUUCACCCAUGCCAAGAGCCCUGACUGAAUUCCAUUGCCAGGUGAUUCAGUUUAAUAAAUACAGGGACCCAUGGCUUGCAAUAGAGAUAUGAAAGGAAGUUUCAAUUGUAAGCAAUGGCACAAGUAUUAUUUUUUUACUUUGAAGGCAAUGCACAUGGAAACACAAUCCACCAAACACAAAUUCUGCUUUUUGCAUCCUUCAUUAUAUAUUAUAAUACCUCUUUCUGAACGUGAGUAAGAAGAAUUCACAUUUUUCAAAGGAUUGAUCAUGAUUUGGAGAAUAGUCCUCAAGUGUUUGAUACUGAGUGUUACUGUAGUAAUUUCUACAGUCAGCAAAUCUUCCUGGAUUGUAUCUUACAUGUUCAAAUGUAAUUGUGCCCACUUUUUGGUUGAUACAUAAGCAGUAUUAUAUGAUUUGGUGGACUUUUACAUUAACAUAGUUUUAGGACAGAAUAAUAUU
Messenger RNA from Anolis sagrei ordinatus, 2498 nucleotides. The record is from RefSeq and is a predicted model, not a curated record. NCBI's taxonomy places the organism in Eukaryota, Metazoa, Chordata, Lepidosauria, Squamata, Anolidae.